GAGAACCAGCGUGUUAUCUGCCAAGUUCCUGCGUGUGACUAAACAAUACCUUCCUCACAUGGCUCGUCUCUGUCUGAUCAGCACAUUCCUGGAAGACGGCAUUCGCAUGUGGUUCCAGUGGAGCGAGCAGAGAGACUACAUCGACACCACGUGGAACUGUGGCUAUCUCCUGGCUUCCAUCUUUGUGUUCAUUAACCUCUUUGGGCAAUUAAGUGGUUGCAUUCUUGUGCUCAGUAGGAAUUUUGUCCAGUAUGCCUGUUUUGGUUUAUUUGGAAUUAUUGCAUUACAGACAAUUGCAUACAGCAUUUUAUGGGAUCUGAAGUUUUUGAUGAGAAAUCUUGCCCUUGGAGGGGGUUUGCUACUGCUGUUGGCCGAGUCUCGGUCAGAAGGAAAAAGCAUGUUUGCUGGCGUACCCACCAUGCGGGAAAGUUCCCCGAAACAAUACAUGCAGCUGGGGGGACGAGUGCUGCUCGUCCUCAUGUUUAUGACCCUGCUGCAUUUUGAUGUUAGCUUCUUUUCGAUCCUCCAGAACAUCGUGGGUACAGCCCUGAUCAUCUUAGUGGCCAUCGGCUUCAAAACCAAGUUGGCGGCCUUGACUCUGGUCAUCUGGCUCUUUGCCAUCAACCUUUAUUUCAAUGCUUUCUGGACUGUCCCCGUGUACAAGCCCAUGCACGACUUCCUCAAGUACGACUUCUUCCAGACCAUGUCUGUCAUCGGAGGCCUGCUCCUUGUGGUGGCCCUGGGUCCUGGUGGUGUCUCCAUGGAUGAGAAGAAAAAAGAGUGGUAGAGGAGGAGGAAGAACAACACAUUGUCUCAGCAUCUGGGAACUGACUCACACUAUGGGGAAUAAAAACAGAACUGCCAACAAUUUAGAGGUGCCUACUUUCCCUUUUUAAAGGCACAAUCUUUUUUUUUUUUUAAGUCAAUUGUUUUUAGCUCACGACUGCGCUGAUAAUCUGAUACCAUGCCAGAUCGUUCUUCAUUCAAGAACACCUGCCUCCUAUCACUGUUCUCUUGUAUAAUCUCCUGAAAUUGGAAUGAAAAACCUGACUUGCUGGGACUGCCACGUUUAAUUUCUUUGACAAUGGGGUUGUUUUUUUAAAUUUAAACUACUGUGAUCAGAUGCCUUGCUGUGUAUUUUCAGUGUGAUGGGUGUUCCAUCUUAUAUUUUUGGUUUUGUUUACAUUCAAGUUGUAAUUAAAUGAAGUCACAUCCC
This is a messenger RNA of Python bivittatus (Burmese python), 1216 nucleotides long. NCBI's taxonomy places the organism in Eukaryota, Metazoa, Chordata, Lepidosauria, Squamata, Pythonidae. The record is from RefSeq and is a predicted model, not a curated record.